ACAGUAGUCAGCAGUUGUCAAAGACUACUUAAAUUUUAGUUUGUCGGCAAAAUUUAUUGAAUAAUCGAAAUUAAUUAUAUUUUAAUUAAUAUAAUACAUUGUUGUUGUCGGAUUCAAUAUUUUUGUCGCCUAAAAUGUCAUUCAAUUUUCUUGUAGGUGUAAAUAAAAGUGCUUCUGUUCUUAAAGAAUUUGUACGGAAUGCAAGUAAGAAGACGGGUGGCAGUACAAAAAAUACCAGCUGCAAAGUAAAACCAAAGCGUAGAGGUUGGAAAGUGCAGGAUGGCCACUUUGUUCAAGAAGGACACAUGCUGGCUACACAGAGAACGACUCGCUUUCACCCAGGAUUGAAUGUUGGGUUUGGUCGCAAUGGGACUCUCUUUGCUAUGGUGCCAGGUAGAGUAGUGGUGACAUGUGAGAAGUUUGAUCCCAAUUGGGAGCAUACAUGGGUACAGAGAAUCUAUGGUGGCCGUGGACAACAGACAAUAUUGAAGAAAUAUUUCAAUGUUAUACCAGAACCUCAGCAUCAGAGAUUCAAGCUUAUCGAUGAAGUGUAAACAGUGUAAUGGAUACAAAUUUAUUAUUUAGUAACAAUUUAUGUUGAAUUUACUAAGUAAAGUAAUCAGUGUUCAUUACAAUAGUUUAGUUGAUCUGUAAAUAAUUAAUAUAAUAGUCAUAAUUUUGCAAUAUAUAGUUA
Molecule: messenger RNA, 694 nt
Organism: Achroia grisella
Lineage: Eukaryota; Metazoa; Arthropoda; Insecta; Lepidoptera; Pyralidae
Gene: mRpL27
Product: large ribosomal subunit protein bL27
Exons: 3
Coding region: 135-554 (139 amino acids)
Biological process (GO): translation
Cellular component (GO): mitochondrial large ribosomal subunit; ribosome
Molecular function (GO): structural constituent of ribosome
Source: RefSeq, a predicted model, not a curated record